This is a messenger RNA of Fragaria vesca subsp. vesca, 988 nucleotides long. RefSeq names its product putative disease resistance protein At3g14460-like. The record is from RefSeq and is a predicted model, not a curated record. The coding region runs from base 18 to 608 and encodes 196 amino acids. Gene Ontology annotation, biological process: defense response to other organism. Gene Ontology annotation, molecular function: protein binding; ADP binding. The transcript is spliced from 2 exons. NCBI's taxonomy places the organism in Eukaryota, Viridiplantae, Streptophyta, Magnoliopsida, Rosales, Rosaceae.
UUGUUUCGUUACCGAGAAUGAAUGUAUGGCCAAGAGAGAUAUGGAUCGAAAAUUGCGAUAAAUUGGAGGUGGCACAGUUGGCGAGAGACAUGAUGCACACCAGUAAUCUUGAAGAUCUGACAAUUGAUUACUUUGAAGGUUUGACAACUACAACUUCCUUCCCCACCAACCUAACAUCACUGGAAAUUGACAAGAUCAAGAAUUGUAAGGCGCUGAUGGAAUCUCAAGGGUUGCAGAGACUCACCUCUUUGAGAGAAUUGGAUCUGAGGGGUGAAGAUGAUGGAGGUCUGGUGUCAUUUCCACCUGCGGCUGAGAAUUCAAAGGAGACGGAGAUACUGCUCCCCAGAUCUCUUGUUGAUUUGGACAUUGGAUUCUUCCCAAAUCUAAAGAAACUGAGCAAGGGCUUUCAAUUCCUCACCUCUCUUGAACUUCUUUCCAUCCUCAGCUGUCCGAAGCUUACAACCCUUCCAGUGGAGGAAGGCCUGCCUCUUUCACUUGAGCGACUUUAUAUUGACAACUGUCCUCUACUUGAACAGAGAUACAAAGGACGAUACCGGCACAAGAUAGCACACAUCCCUUGCGUAGAAACUAAUGGCGAAGACAUAUAAGAGAAAACCAACACUCCUCGAUGGAGUGGUUUCCAGGUCUCCUAAUGCUCAAAACUGUUGAUCACAUCCUUUUCCUCCACAAAAUAUGAUAUUAAUUUGGAUUCUCAAUUCCAGCCUUACCAGAAAGUUUAAUUUGUAUAGAACUGUCUGUGGAAACAAUAUCAAAGAAACUUAGCUUCCAGAAUGCAAUUCCAUUUGUUAUUAUUAGUGGGUGUAUUGUACUGCAUGGACAACUUGCAUUCCAAGUUCAUUUCAAAUAUUGUACUGCAUCUAGUGAUUUCAUUUGGUAUUUUAUUAGUUUGCAUUGUAUCUAGUCUCUCAUGCAUUCGGAUAAAUUUAUCAGUCAUACUGUUCUUCUUUAACAAUGUGUUUAUGUCAUC